AUGUCAUACGGUGAAGCAUACCCCACCGGUGACCGCAUGGGGGCGCUCGGUGCAAACCUCCAUGAUGUCAACUGGAACGAGGUGCAGGUGGUGGCGUCGCAGUGGAAUUACUACAAACCCCAGCAGCAGCGCAGCGACGCGGAGGUUGCACAGUGGCUUCGCGAAAACCGCAUCACCAUUUACGGCGAUCGUGUGCCGCAGCCAAUGCUGCUCUUCUCCGAUCUCGUGGCGCCAGAUUCCAUUCACCAAUCCUUCAUCGAUCUCGGCUACAAGGAGCCCACUCCCAUUCAGUCCAUCGCGUGGCCAAUCCUGUUGAACUCCCGCGAUCUUGUUGGUGUCGCCAAGACCGGCUCCGGCAAGACGAUGGCGUUCAUGGUGCCAGCCGCACUGCAUAUUAUGGCACAGCCUCCUGUGCGUCCAGGAGACGGUCCCAUCGCGCUGGUGCUCGCCCCGACACGAGAACUUGCCGUGCAGAUUGAAGAGGAGACACGCAAAGUGCUACGACGCAUUCCGACCAUUGCGACAACAUGCCUGUACGGUGGAGCACCAAAAGGUCCGCAGAUACGCACACUACGAGCUGGAGUACAUGUAGCCAUCGCUACGCCGGGUCGUCUUAUUGAUCUGUUGGAGAUGCGAGCCACGAAUCUGCUGCGCGUGACGUACCUGGUACUAGAUGAGGCCGACCGCAUGCUAGACAUGGGGUUCGAGAUUCAGAUUCGAAAGAUUUGCUCGCAGAUACGCUCUGACCGACAGACUCUCAUGUUCUCUGCAACGUGGCCACAGGAGAUUCGCAACUUGGCAGCGAGUUUCCAGCGGGAUUUCAUCCGCGUGCACGUCGGCUCCGAGGACCUGGUGGCCAACAAUGACGUCUGUCAACACGUGAUAGUGGUAGAAGAGUACGACAAGCAGCGAAGACUAGAGGAAAUUCUUCAAAAACUCGGCCGUCAGCGUGUGCUCAUUUUUGUGAAGACAAAGCGCACAGCUGACUCUCUGCAUGGUUCACUACGACGCAUACUUGGAGGAGCGGUGAUGGCUAUUCAUGGUGACAAGGAACAGUCGCAACGUGACUAUGUGCUUGACCGCUUUCGUCGCGACGACCGUUCCGUUCUUGUGGCGACAGAUGUUGCCGCACGUGGGUUGGAUAUCAAGAAUUUGGAUGUGGUCAUUAACUUUGACAUGCCAACUAACAUUGAGGAUUACGUGCAUCGUAUUGGACGUACUGGACGUGCCGGACAACGAGGCGAUGCGUACUCCUUCGUAAGCGGCGCUGAUCCAUCGAAGACAAUUCGCGACUUGGUUGAUCUCUUGCGCCGAGCGAAUCAGGAGGUUCCACCAGAGCUGUACGAAAUGAUGGGCCGAGGCGGUGGUGGUGGCGGUUACCGCGGAGGCGGUGGUGGUGGUGGUGGCGGUUAUCGCAGAGGUGGGGGUGGCGGCUAUCGCAUGGGAGGAGGCGGAGGGGGUUACCGUGGCGGUUACGACGCACGGCUGUAUGCGCCGUACGGCUCUGCCGUGGCGGUACCCGUGCCGUCUGCCCCGUUGCUGCACGCUGGCGGGUAUCCCGCGGCACCGCGCCUGCCUGCCGGGGUGGGUGGUGGUGGUGGUGGUGGUGGUGGCAUGUACGGUGUUCCACCACCGCCGCCGCCGCCCCCGCCGCCGCGUGUGCCGAUGUCGAUGCCGUCUGCUGCGCCGCAGUGGAGUCAGGGCCCCACGUCUCUUGCAGGCGAAAAACGGGCGCGAUUGUCCCCUGAAAGGCGGAGAUCCAACAGCCGCGAGAAAUAUCGCCGCCACUCCCCCUCCGAUAGCCGCCAGCGGUACCGCGACUCGGACGACAACUACCACCGCCGUCACGACAGCCACGAGCGCCGCUGA
Molecule: messenger RNA, 1869 nt
Organism: Trypanosoma cruzi
Lineage: Eukaryota; Euglenozoa; Kinetoplastea; Trypanosomatida; Trypanosomatidae
Product: ATP-dependent DEAD/H RNA helicase, putative
Exons: 2
Coding region: 1-1869 (622 amino acids)
Cellular component (GO): cytoplasm; nucleus; ribonucleoprotein complex
Molecular function (GO): ATP binding; RNA helicase activity; RNA binding
Source: RefSeq, a predicted model, not a curated record